This is a messenger RNA of Linum trigynum, 929 nucleotides long. The record is from the annotation of a GenBank genome assembly. Lineage: Eukaryota; Viridiplantae; Streptophyta; Magnoliopsida; Malpighiales; Linaceae.
ACCUCACUUGUCAACUUGUGGCCCAAACCUCAAUGGCUUACCUUCACAAAUGGGCCAAACGAUUUGAGCCCAAUUUUGACGGUUCUAUAUUCUUUCUCCAACAAAUCAGCCACUCCCUUUGGCCGAAGUAAGACAUCGGCUGCAGGAGAAGGGGUAGGCCCAUUCGCUUGGCCCAACUGCUCCUGUUGUGCUCCUUGCCCAAAUCAAGCGAGCUAGGGUAUGCGAGAAGAGAGCCCGAGCCGCCACCAACCUCUUCCUUCUUUUUCAUCUUACUCGAGACGCCGCCCGCCAUCGUCGUCUCCUUCUCCGCCGACCAGCGAUCCGUUCGGCGGCUCGCCUCCUCAUCCCCGCCGUGAAGGUCGUCGCUCCUCCACCUGCGCCGGCCUCCUCACCGACCCGCCGUCCCCCGUCAAGCUCAUCAUCGCCUCACACCGCCGCGCCCCUGCCGCAUCCGGCCGGUCCAGCGCCUCGGCCUGCCGCGCCGUACCACGCGCCGCCACGACCCCGUCACCCUUCACCGCCGCGCUCAGCGAUUCGCGCCACCGAUCCCCCGCCAAGGCCUGCCGCGCCUCCUCAUGCCGCGUCGCUGCACCCGCGACCCCGCGGUCGCCCGUUGGCGUCGAUCGCCGCGUCUCGCCACCAGCCGCCCAGGGCUCCGCCGCCUCCACCUGCCGCUUCGUCCGCCGCAAUGCCAAGGUCGACUGUCGACGUGGACCGCCGCUGCUGAGCGGCCGCCGCCACCUGCAACGCCGCGCGCCACUCCAUCGUCUCGGUUGUCACCAGGUCGCGGCCCUGUUCACGCGUUGUCUGAGCUUGGGCAGCCCGGAUGGCAUCAAUCAGUUGUUGCACACAGGUCCAGUCCAAAUUAGAGAGCCGUAUAGAGCUCAUUGUAGCUCUGAUACCAAAUGAUACCAAAUGAUAGAACCUUG